GUCUCCGCACAGUCCCCGUGAUGGCGAGGACGAUGCCGACCCGCCAUUGCUGUUGCAGGAGCCAAUGGAGGUUGACGUGGAGGGCGAGGUGGAGACUGAUUGGGCGCUCGAGCUUCGAAGCGCGCUGCACUCCGGGGGAAGUCUUUGGCAUUUGGACAAGGGCCUUCUCCGCUUCAUCCUGUCCAACUUGCUUCAGAAGGACGACAAUGUUUGCGACCUGGGGGCCUUCGGGGGCCACUACUCCAAGUGGCUCAAUGAUACUGGCCUUGUCCGCGCCUUUGCCUUCGAUUCGAUCCCUGGCGUGGAGGAGAUCACAGACGGUGCCGUGCGGUAUGCUC
Symbiodinium pilosum is the source of this 338-nucleotide messenger RNA. The record is from the annotation of a GenBank genome assembly. Lineage: Eukaryota; Dinophyceae; Suessiales; Symbiodiniaceae.